Paramuricea clavata is the source of this 2697-nucleotide messenger RNA. NCBI's taxonomy places the organism in Eukaryota, Metazoa, Cnidaria, Anthozoa, Malacalcyonacea, Plexauridae. The record is from the annotation of a GenBank genome assembly.
AUGACCGAGGCAAAUUUAAAAACCAAAAUAACACUGUUGCAAAUGGCAACCGAGAAAAGUGAUGCAAUUCUUAAUGGAAACAAGAAACGAGCGAUUGCCAGACACGGGGAGAGCUUGAAAGAAACAAUAGCUGUGGUAAAUAAAUUGCGAUUAACAGUCGAAGCAGAGAACAUUUCCAAAGAAACAAGUGCCGAGGAGAUCGAAGAGUGGAAUAAAACCGUAGAGAAUACGAUAGAAAAAGCCGACGGUAUGGUUGAAAUUUUAGAGCAAUGGUUAGACGAACAAGAUGCGAGAAAGGAGAAAAUACAACUCGAGGAAAAAGCAGAAAGAGAGGAAAUAGAACGGGAAAAACAACUACAAUUUGUGCUAAAAUUACACGAAGAUAAGGUGAAAUUACAAUCUGAAAUUGCACCGGAAGUUAGUGUGUAUACAAGGGGAAGUAAGCAAAACAUUGAAGCGAAAUUGCCAAAACUUCAUAUAAAAACAUCCAGUAAUUGAUGAUGCGAAACCAGAUGAUCCAUCAAAGAAACGAGAUCGACGAGACACGAUGACGAGACAUUACUACCAGACACAACAAGGUAAAACCGAACAGUCGAGUAAGAAACGCCCUUGUGUAUACUGCGAUGGGCAUAACCAUCGAUCAUCAGAGUGUGACUCGGUUAGAAUGGCAGACCAACGCAAGGCUAUUUUGGCAAAGAAAAAGUUAUGCUUUAAUUGCACUGGUGCGGCACACAGAGCGUCAGAAUGUAGGAGCACAGGGACAUGUAAGAACUGUGGCAAACGACAUCAUACUUCAAUUUGCGAUGCGACCGGUCCACCAAAGCCAGUGUUAACUGCGCAUAUGGAGGUAUAUAAGUAAUCUACCCCACUGUGUUGAUUGAAAUUGAUGGGAUCAAGACACAUGCCCUUUUAGAUACAGGAGCUAGUAGUUCAUAUGCGUCAGCAAAGUUGAUUGAAAUACUUCACAAGAAACCAAAGCAAGUAAAGACAAGAAGGGUGGACAUGAUGCUAAGUUCUACAACAACCAAAGUAGAGAUAUAUUCAGCUAAUCUUCAGUCGGUUGAUGGUAAAUUUAACAUGGAGAUCGAGUUAUCUAAAGUCCACAAACCACAACUUUUGAUGAUAAACAACCCGAAUUUCAAGGGACUUUGCGAAACAUACACCCACCUUGAGGGAGUGAAAGUCAACGAAGAUCCAGCAAACCGAGAUCAGAUUCCAAUCCACGUAGUCUUCGGUGCGAAGGGCAACCAUCUAACCUUGCCAACAAAUGAAAUGGGUAGCAAGAAACGGCUGGAAACUUGAUCCGGAAGCUGAAGCUGAAGAAGAAUGAACUAUUUGAAGAAUACAAUGCAGUUAUUGAAGAGCAAUUACAGAAGGGCAUAGUCGAAGCUGCACCUGAGAUACCAACUGGAAAUGUGUACUACAUCCCCCACAAGGCGGUGGUAAAGAAAGAAGCAGAAAGCACCAAACUUCGCAUUGUUUAUGAUGCGUCCGCAAGGGAAGAUAACACCAAACCUUCGUUAAAUGACUGUCUGCACCCCGGACCAUCCCUACAAAAUCAACUUUGGGACAUUCUAGUCAAAUCACGAUUCAAUCAUGUUCUACUCACUAGUGACCUCAAGAAGGCGUUCUUACAAAUAAGAAUCAAGCAGGAAGAGAGGGACUCUUUGCGCUUCCAUUGGAAGGAACCAGACUGUGACGGGAUUAAAGUUUACCGGUUCACAAGAGCGUUAUUUGGACGUACAUCCUCGCCAUUCCUCCUUGCUGGAGUCCUGAACCAGCAUCUCGAUGCCUGGGAAGAUCGGUAUCCUGAACUUGUGAAAGAAUUACGAGAGGGGCUCUAUGUCGAUGACUUAAUGACCGGUGGUGUUACAGUGGAAGAAACGGGAGAAAAGAAAGUCAUGGCAGCGGAAUUGUUCGAGGAUGCAACAUUCUCCUUCCACAAAUGGCACUCCAAAGCCAAGGAGCUUGAGGGGGAUAGUGGAACAUCAGUUGAGUCUGAGGACGUGAGCUAUGCCAAACAACAGCUUGGAGGGGGGAGAAGUUGGUGGGAAAUUACUGGGAUUACCGUGGAACAGAGAAAGAGACACAUUUAGCAUAAGCCUUGAUGUGAACACUUGCACAACGGAGAGAGAGGUUAUAUCCCAGAUUGCUAAAUCGUACGAUCCUUUGGGUCUUGUAUCACCAACUGUGCUUGUUGCUAAGUUACUCUAUCGGGACAUUUGUGACUCUAAGAUAUCGUGGGAUGCACAGUUACCAGAACCCCUCUUGAAACGAUGGAAGAGUUGGAGAAGCUCGUUGACUGAAGAAUUGACAGUGCCCAGUCAGCCCAGACCUCUUACACCUCAUCGUGUUCUUGUCACUGGUAUCGAACUGCACAGCUUUGGAGAUGCAAGUUCACAGGGAGUUUGUGUAGCGGUAUACCCCGUCGUCCAUCAAGUUGAUGAAGUAACACAAGGACUUGUCUGUGCCAAAUCUGGAAUUGCCAAACGUAACCAAACCAUCCCGCGUUUAGAAUUCAUAGCUGGUCACAUGGCAGUUAACCUUGUAUCAAACGUAGAAACGGUACUUAGCAAUUACCACGUGGAGACCUUCUGCUGGCUUGACUCGACCGUGGCCCUUUACUGGAUAAAGGGUAAAGGAGAUUAUCGUCAGUUCGUGGCGAACCGUGUACGGAAAAUUCAGGAGCAUAGUCAA